Dibothriocephalus latus is the source of this 768-nucleotide messenger RNA. NCBI's taxonomy places the organism in Eukaryota, Metazoa, Platyhelminthes, Cestoda, Diphyllobothriidea, Diphyllobothriidae. The record is from the annotation of a GenBank genome assembly.
AUGCAGUACCUCCUGGAGUGGCAGUGGGAGCAAGGAGGAACACUGCUGAUGCAGCAGGCUGAAAAUACGGAUGUUGUUACUCUGCUCAACUGUCUGCAUCAACUGAAGACAGAAAACGACACUCUCGAAGCAAAGUUGCUGCGUUUGCAGUCGAAACGUGAACACCUGAAGUCUGUCAAUGCCCGCCUCUCAGCCUCCCUCACCACCCUGGAGGGUAUGACGCAUACUGACUACGGCGCUGCUUUGAGCGCAGAUGUUCCCGUUUCUCCUAUGCUCGCCAUACCAUCCGUGUUACCCUCCACAGUCCCUGCCUCCUCCAAGCGACCGGGUUCUCUGCUGACACAUCCAGAUUCCCUGAAGAAGAUGCCUUUGCAGGCACAAACACCUCGUGUUCCUGCAGUCACUUCGACGUCUCCGAGUAUCUGUUCUUCCUAUCGCCCCCUUUUUCCCGCUACCUGUGCUACACGGAGGUCCCCUUCAGAGGACCCAGGUGACCUGUCACCUCUAGGCAGGACGAAAUACUCGCUUCCACUAACGGAUUAUAGGCAGAAACGUAACGCCAAUGGUGGUGGCGGUAAUGGUUCUGGUGCUCACAGUGAGAACAACUUCGUACCCUCUCUUCUGCAGCGUACCGUCAAUGGCGGGAAUCCCAUGCUGACGGAAACUUCCCUGCAGCCAGGUGUUCGUUCUUCUGUGGUGCCAGGUUUUCGGUCAUCAUUGCCGCUGACCCCGAGUGUGGCAACGUCGCAAAGAAUUGCCGUUCACUAA